Messenger RNA from Megalops cyprinoides (Indo-Pacific tarpon), 1611 nucleotides. It is a transcript of the gene trmt10c, whose product is annotated as tRNA methyltransferase 10C, mitochondrial RNase P subunit. The record is from RefSeq and is a predicted model, not a curated record. NCBI's taxonomy places the organism in Eukaryota, Metazoa, Chordata, Actinopteri, Elopiformes, Megalopidae. Gene Ontology annotation, molecular function: tRNA binding. Gene Ontology annotation, cellular component: nucleus; nucleoplasm; mitochondrion. Bases 88 to 1524 code for a protein of 478 amino acids. Gene Ontology annotation, biological process: mitochondrial tRNA 5'-end processing; positive regulation of mitochondrial translation. The transcript is spliced from 2 exons.
CGUGUGUUGAAAGAGGAGAAAUGUGCAAUCAUCACGAAGUUGGACUGUAACUAGCUAAUGCUAGCUUAGGACGGUUAUCAACCAACGAUGAGAUUCCUCCGAACAUCACAAUUAAACAUGUUGUGGAGGAACUGCGUCUUCAAACCACCUGUCUUUGCAAAGAAACAGGACAGAUGGCAGACUCUGGUUCAUACCUUUUCACUUUGCCAAACCCGAACCCUCUGUACUAAAUGGGCACUGAGAAAAGAGGCUUCUCAGUCCAGCAACCAGGCUGCAGAAAAGCUUGACCUGGAUGUAUGGAAAUCUGUGAUGAGGUCACCAGGACUGCAGGAGGUAGAGGAGGAGAAGGAACAGAAGGAGGGGGAAGCUGUGGCAGCGGUGGGUCAAGGAAUUGAGUGUUCCCGUCUGGAGGCCACCCGUGAGCUGGUGGAAAUGUGGAGACAGGCAGGGAAGCUGGUGCCGGAGCAGAUGAGUGAGGAAGAGCUGCAGACCCUGGGAGAGCUGUCCACCAAGUCCUCCAAGAAGAAGUACCUCAAAUACCUAGCCAUCAAGGAGUGUCACAAAAAGACCCGGAGGGAGAAAAAGGAGAAGAAGAUGAUUGAAAAGAUGGUGGGCACAGAGGCUAAGAUGGCUGGAGAGGGAGAUGAUGAGGAGGAGGAGGAAGGGGGCAGUGACAGGCGGCUCAAGAACACUUUUCUUCUCCACUUUUGGGACCGCUCCAUGGACAGCGUAUUGAACUGGAGGGCUGCUCAGGCCAUGCAAUUUGGCCAGCCGCUGGUAUUCGAUAUGAGCUAUGAGCAGCACAUGUCCCGGCGGGAGCUGGAGAACACUGUCUCUCAGCUGAUGGAAAGCGAGGGCUGGAACCGCCGCUCUGCUGACCCCUUCCACCUCCACUUCUGCAAUCUGCAGAUUGAGGGGAGCUACCACCAGGAGCUGGUGAAGAGGUAUGGUGUGGCCUGGGACCGCCUCCUGGUCACCGCCACUGAGCUGCGCCACGUAGACUUGUUCCCCAACAACCAGCUUGUCUACCUGACUGCCGACUCCCCUAACGUGCUUAGAGCCUUUGACCACAGCAAGGUCUAUGUUGUUGGCUCACUUGUUGACAAGUCCAUACAGCCGGGCCUCUCACUGGCUAAUGCCAAGCGGCUAAAGCUGGCCACAGCCCGCCUCCCUUUGAAUGAGUUCCUCCAGUGGGAAACAGGCGCCAAGAACUUGACGCUAGACCAAAUGAUCCGGAUCUUACUGACAAUCAAGGACACUGGAAGCUGGGAGGCAGCACUUGAAUUUGUCCCCAAGAGGAAACAUGAUGGAUUUUACCAGCCUCAACAGGCAGGGAGAUCUGGAACUUCUCUCCCUAAAAAAUACAAAACAUUUCAUAACAGGGAGACACUUCCUAACAGCAGUUAUAAAACUAGCAGUGUAGAAAACAUUCAGGCCAGGGUACGAACUGCAUUAAAAACCAAACAGUUCAUGGAGCAUGAUACCAAAAGAAAGGGCAAAAAGAACUGGUGGGAAGAGGAAUAGCUUUGAUGUGACUUUUUACUCUGAAGUGCUGUAAGCAUUUCACAUCUCUUGGAUAAACUGUAUAAUGGGAUGCCAUGAUAGUGUGAC